AUGUUGGACUCUGGAAAGCCUCUGGUACCUAUAUAUGCCAUCAAGUAUAGAGAUGGAAAAUCUAAAAAGCCAUUUGGUCGUUUGUGGUGGGAUGAGAUUGUUAACACGGUCGUGACAAGAGCAGAACCUCACAACCAGCGUAUACUUCACCCGAUCCAAGACCGAGUCCUCUCGGUCCGCGAAAAUGCAAGAAUACAAGGAUUUCCUGAUUGCUAUAGGCUACAUGGCCCUGAUAAGCAAAAGUACAUUCAGGUUGGGAAUGCUGUAGCCGUUCCGGUCGGGGUUGCCUUAGGAUAUGCGUAUGGGAUGGCGAGUCAAAGGCUGUGUGAUGAUAAGCCUGUCAUAGAGUACCCUUUCAGUUAUCCUGAAUGUCUCGAGAGAAAGAUAGAUUCAUCAGCUUCUUGA
Messenger RNA from Capsella rubella, 405 nucleotides. RefSeq names its product putative DNA (cytosine-5)-methyltransferase CMT1. The record is from RefSeq and is a predicted model, not a curated record. Gene Ontology annotation, molecular function: methyltransferase activity. Gene Ontology annotation, cellular component: nucleus. The transcript is spliced from 5 exons. Bases 1 to 405 code for a protein of 134 amino acids. NCBI's taxonomy places the organism in Eukaryota, Viridiplantae, Streptophyta, Magnoliopsida, Brassicales, Brassicaceae.